AUGGGAGAGAGGCGGGAGAGGGCCGCGGGGGCCAGGCCGGUCGGCUCUGCGUGCCGGCAGUCCGGCUCCUCGGCGACACCGUCACUGCUCCUGCCUCCUCCUCGUCCUCCACGGGGCGGCAAGUGCAGCUUGGACCUCGGUGGCCUGACAGCUGCUGCUCGCGCCCGCCGCUGCCGCCGCGCAGCGUCUCGCGCCCGCGCCCGCCAGGGGAGGGGGCGGGGCCCGCGCCGCCUCCUGCUGCCCCUUUCUCGGCGCCGAGGACCCAGGGCGAGCGACUCCAACAUAGCUGAGCCGUGGUCUUCCCACACUUCGGAAGAGAUCUUGGACACUGAGAAGCGCAAAGAAGCCGAGUCCAAGAGCCCAGGGCAGAAGACGCCGAAGCAGAAGACUCAGAAGCAGAAGACGUCGAAGCAGAAGACACACGUGCGCCGCCAACGACGCCGCCGCCGCCCAGCAGACGACUUCGCCAGUUUCGCCACUUACUUCCGCAGGGUGCUGAAGUGGGUGCACACAGGCCUGAGCCUCUCGCAGGAGGCCGUGAACUUCAUGGAUUCGUUCGUUAAGGACAUCUUCGAGCGCGUCGCCAGCGAGGCCGCGCGCCUGGCCCGCUCCAACAAGCGCGUCACCAUCACCUCCAGAGAGAUCCACACCUCAGUGUGCCUGCUGCUGCCUGGGGAGAUCGGCAAGUUUGCCGUGUCGGAGGGCACCAAGGCUGUCAUCAGGUACACCAUGUGCGAAUGA
Camelus dromedarius (Arabian camel) is the source of this 741-nucleotide messenger RNA. Its product is annotated as histone H2B type W-T. The record is from RefSeq and is a predicted model, not a curated record. Bases 1 to 741 code for a protein of 246 amino acids. Gene Ontology annotation, molecular function: structural constituent of chromatin; DNA binding; protein heterodimerization activity. The transcript has 2 exons. Gene Ontology annotation, cellular component: nucleosome. NCBI's taxonomy places the organism in Eukaryota, Metazoa, Chordata, Mammalia, Artiodactyla, Camelidae.